Molecule: messenger RNA, 1474 nt
Organism: Nanorana parkeri
Lineage: Eukaryota; Metazoa; Chordata; Amphibia; Anura; Dicroglossidae
Product: dipeptidyl peptidase 8-like
Exons: 7
Coding region: 29-979 (316 amino acids)
Biological process (GO): proteolysis
Molecular function (GO): dipeptidyl-peptidase activity; serine-type peptidase activity
Source: RefSeq, a predicted model, not a curated record
UCUGUUGUCUUCCAUACAGCACUGCGAUAUGUUUAUCAGCCGUUUCAGCAGCCAAACCCUACCACACGCAGUACAUCUUUUUAAAGUAAAGGGCAGUGGGUCUGAUCCUGCCCAGAGGGACAAGGAAUUUUGGGCUACUCUUCUUGAAUCACCAGGAACUGUUCCUGGUUAUGUCGCCCCAGAAAUAUUCUCCUUCCCUAGUCGGACAGGAUUUACCCUCUAUGGCAUGAUGUAUCGGCCUCAUCAGCUACAGCCGGGGAAGAAAUACCCUACUGUCCUUUUCAUUUAUGGAGGACCGCAGGUUCAACUAGUUAACAAUCGAUUUAAGGGAUUGAAGUAUUUCCGGCUGAACACCCUUGCUUCUCUUGGUUAUGUAGUUGUAGUCAUUGAUAAUCGUGGUUCUUGUCACCGUGGCUUGAAGUUUGAAGGUGCAUUUAAGUACAAGAUGGGCCAAGUAGAGAUAGAAGAUCAGGUGGAGGGGCUGCAGUAUCUGGCUGCCAAGCACAGCUUCAUAGACCUCGAUAGAGUUGGUAUCCAUGGCUGGUCUUAUGGAGGCUACCUCUCCCUUAUGGCCUUGAUCCAGCGACCUGAUAUAUUUAAGGUGGCUAUUGCUGGAGCCCCAGUGACACUUUGGAUCUUCUAUGACACAGGAUAUACAGAGAGGUACAUGGGUCACCCUGACCAAAACGAACAUGGUUAUUACCUGGGCUCAGUGGCAAUGCAGGCUGAGAAGUUUCCUUCAGAACCAAGCCGUCUGCUCCUCUUGCAUGGUUUCCUGGAUGAAAAUGUGCACUUUGCUCACACGAGCAUUCUGCUUAGCUUUUUGGUGCGCAGCGGGAAACCAUAUGACUUACAGAUCUAUCCUCAGGAGCGUCACAGUAUUCGGGUUCCUGAGUCAGGAGAACAUUAUGAACUGCACCUUCUAUAUUACCUGCAGGAAAACCUGGGCUCUCACAUAGCAGUUACCAAAUCCUUGUGAGCACAGUGUUAAUGGUGCUCAGGGUGGGAAUUGGGAGUGCUGCACCCCUGCUGCCGGCAAAUAAAGGCACCUGUACACCCCAUACACUCAGCUUCCUUCUAGACAAGACUUUCAGUGGAGAGGAGAUGAAAGGCGUAGUAUCUUUUACCUUCAAUGAUAUCCAACACAAUGUACCAGUCAGAAUGGAUAAGAAACUGGUAUCACAGCUCCCUAUUGCAUUUCUCAUUACUGGGGGAUGUAUGGCAUCUACUACACUACAUGUCUUCUUGCAGAUAUGAUGUGGGCUUUUUGCACCUCUCGUUUUUGUUUUCUAUCCGAUUUUAGCAACAUGCGGACCUGCUGAGCAGUAAUAUAGCGCUAUUUGGAGGACAUUCAUGAGAACACUUCUAUAGGUGACUCUGAAAUAAAUGUUAUUGACCUCAGCAAAUAGUUAUAUCUUAAAAUCUUUACCAGGACGAAUGUCAGCCAGCUAGCUGAUAUAUACAUAAAACAUUU